This is a messenger RNA of Trichoplusia ni (cabbage looper), 1440 nucleotides long. RefSeq names its product glutamine synthetase 2 cytoplasmic-like. Gene Ontology annotation, molecular function: glutamine synthetase activity. The transcript has 9 exons. Bases 199 to 1287 code for a protein of 362 amino acids. NCBI's taxonomy places the organism in Eukaryota, Metazoa, Arthropoda, Insecta, Lepidoptera, Noctuidae. The record is from RefSeq and is a predicted model, not a curated record. Gene Ontology annotation, cellular component: cytoplasm.
UAAGAACGUAAUCAAUUUUGAGUCAUUUAUGAGUCGUACGGCUAUUGCAAAAUAAUUUUAAAUAGUGAAAUGUUCUAAAUUUUCCCGUUAGAGAACUAAAAUAUUUUUGAUAUCUUCUUAAGUAAAUUAUGGAUGGUAGACUGCAAUACAAUCCCGAAGGUAAAACAAUAUAGUACGCAAGCUAAUUAAGGUCUCACCAUGAAUACCACACCGAUAGCCUUGAACAAGGCAGCGAUGCGCAAGUAUGAGGACUUAGAGGUCCCGUGCGAAUCCAUCCUUGGUACUUACGUAUGGAUCGAUGGAUCGAGCAUCAAUCUCCGCUCCAAAGAUAGGACCUUCGAAUUUGUACCAAAAUCUACAAAAGAUCUGCCCAUUUGGUACUUUGAUGGUAGUAAUACCGGGCAAGCUAAAGAAGAGAAUUCGGAUACGUAUAUAUUCCCUCAAAAUAUAUACCACGACCCGUUCAGACGUGGAAGCCAUAUAAUGGUUCUGUGCGACACAUACCAGCACAAUUAUCAACCAACUUCUACGAAUCAUCGCAAAAACUGCUUAGUACUGUGCGAGAAGGGGGAGGUUGAGGAGCCGUGGUUUGGCUUUAACCAAGAAUUCUUUCUGACGACAACUGAGGGUCGCCCUCUCGGCUGGCCCGCCGGCGGAUUCCCCGCCCCACCUGGGCCCUACUACUGCGCUACAGGGGCAAACAAGAUUGUGGCUAGAGAUCUUAUGGAAGCUUUCUUCAGAUGCUGCCUUUUUGCAGGAAUACAGCUUAAUGGCAUAAAUCCAGGAACGACGCCAUCACAGUGGAAUUUCCAAGUGGGCCCAAGUCCUGGCAUCAGGUCCGCUGAUGACUUGUGGAUGGCGCGCUACAUUCUCUCGCGGUUGGCUGAAGAGUACGGCACAGUGGCCUCCUUCGAGCCGCAGCCGGUCCCCGACUGGCCUGGCAACGGCACCUUUGUCUACUUCUCGUCCAAAGACAUGAGAGAAGACGACGGAAUACUGGUGAUUGAGCGCGCCAUUGAUAAAUUGGCGCGUCGGCACGGAGCCCACAUCAACGAGUACGAUGCGAACAACGGCGGCGACAACGCGAGACGUCUCACCGGCAAGAAUGGGCAACCGCAUAUCAAAGAUUUUACUGCAGGUGUGGCUAACAGGACUUGCGCUGUAAGAAUACCUCGACAAGUGUCCGAAGACAAGAAAGGAUACUUGGAGGACCGUCGCCCCGCGGCUAAUGCCGACCCCUACCGCAUCAUUUCAAUAAUGCUUAGAACAUGCAUAUUCGAUGAGUAAGCUGCAGUUGGCAACGACACUUACUCGGUAUGUGUUGAGUUGGUUUCCUGUUUGGCGCAAUUACAGUUACAGCGUACAUAAAUAUGUACAACUGAUUGAUUAAACGCUUGAAUGUCUUUGUAAACUUUGUGUUUGAAUAAAAUUACGCCUUUA